GUCAAUGACGAUGAACUACUGAGAUGUAAGCAGUGUUAGAUGAACUAAUUGUUUUUGUUUAGUCUUUUUCCCCCCACAGAGCUUUAAAAAGACAGGAAUCAGACAGAAUAUUCAACACACUUAAUUAUUACUAUCCAUAUUAAGUAAUUGCUGUGACUCAUUAAGGAUACAGGGCAACAAAAGCAAGUAACCUCGAAUACUGGUAGUAAUUUAUUCUAAUUAAAUAUUUAACUAAUCCCCCUUACUAUAACUUUAAAACGAACAAAUGACGUCACAUUCUUUCUCACCUAAAGUUGGCCUUUUUUGGUAGAAUUGUACCGCACACUAUCGCUACGAUUGUUUUUUUAUUAUUGUUAUUACUUUUUUAACAGCGUAAAGUCUGAAACCGCACUUUGUUCUUUACCUGCUGUUGGGACGUUACCAUGUCGACAGUUUUAGGGGGUUCCCCAGGGGUGACGUAAGGGAAUUUCCACAAACAAGAUUUGAACGUGAUGGUAAAGUGAAAGACCUUCCAAACCGUGAGACACUUCGACUGGCACGAGGUGUGUGUAAAAUAAGCAGAAGCAAAAGCUCUUUUUUCUCUAGCGCGGACACACACAUAUACACACACACACUGCCUUGAAAACGCGUACGUUGUUUUAAUACAGCUGGACGAGCGGAGCAGGCGGAAAUGAGUGUGUAGCGCGAGCGCAGCCGCUCCGGGACCUCAGACGAAGCUCGGAGGCGUUUAAAUAUUGAUAUUAAUAAUAAUCUUCUUCAACGGACUUUACCUUGCCAUGAAAAUGAACGGAACUGUUUCUAACGGCACGCCGGGCCCAGAUGAUUUCGACUUCGAGAUCAUAGAUGAAUUCCUAUUGGAGAAUUCAGCUAAGGACCGUCUCCCAGGUCCUCCUCCUCCACCUGCAGACUCUGAUGAUCAGCUUCAAACAUCAGCAAUAAUACCUGGAUGCAGUUCUACUACAGUGCUGGUCCCCAGAUGUACAGCAUCAAAGAAUUUUGACUUCGGUUCAGGCAACAUGUCAGCUCUUCCAUCAUCUCGUGGCUCCAGAGGUCAGCGGCGGAACACUGCUUCAGCAGUGGAUCCAACUGUGCGUCCUCACCACAGGGACACUGAACAGCUGGAGCAGCUGCUGGAUAAACCAGAGCUGGUGGUAGUGGAACAGCCCAAGGAGCGCGGCAUGAGGUUCCGGUAUGAGUGUGAGGGACGAUCGGCUGGUAGCAUCCUAGGGUCCUCAAGCACUGAUGUCAACAAGACGCUACCUGCCAUCGAGCUUCGAGGCCCAAUUAAAAACAUAAAAAAUGUAACAGUCACAGUGUCUCUUGUAACAAAGGACCUCCCUCAUCGCCCACACCCACACUGCUUGGUUGGAAAAGACUGUUCAGAUGGCAUUUGUGUGAUCAGCUUUAACCCUCACAAUACACGGCGUCACAGUUUUAUGAAUUUGGGCAUCCAGUGUGUUCGGAGGAAGGAACUGGAUGCAUCUCUGACGAGGAGGAAGAAGAAAAACAUCGAUCCAUUCAGCACUGGCCACUCGAAGAGUAUUGAGGACAUGGACAUGAACGUGGUUCGGUUAUGCUUCCAGUGUGAGCUAGAGAGGGAAAAUGGGGACAGGACCCACCUAUACCCUGUGGUAUCUAACCCCAUUUAUGACAAAAAAGCUACUACAACUGCGGAGUUGAAAAUUAACAGGCUGAAUAUUGUGCAAGGUCCCUGCACAGGCAAGACAGAGAUCUACAUGCUGUGCGACAAAGUGCAAAAAGAUGACAUUGAGAUCAUCUUCAGUUUUGGCAACUGGGAAGCUAAGGCUGAGUUCGCACAGACCGACGUGCAUCGGCAGAUCGCUGUUGUCUUCAAGUCACCCCCGUAUCAGGAGCAGGACAUUGGCGAAGAGGUUGAGGUGAACGUGUCUCUCCGUCGUAUUUCAGACCGCAUGUACAGUGAGCCGGUGAAGUUCACCUACCUGCCUCACAAUCCAGAUCCGUAUGAGGUCAAACGCAAACGGAAAAUUAAAUCCAGCAAGUUUAACGAGGACUGCAGUGGCAACGCAGAUGCGCUGAUGAGCACAGCAGGUCCUAUACAGCAGUUUGAUUCAUUCUGCGCCGAAGGAUCUGACAGCAGAAUUCCUGCCCAGGAUGAGAGUCAGGUCCCGUUCCCUCAAGUCCUGGAUGAGAUACACUAUCCUGACAACAGUCUCAGGGGAGAUGACACGUGUGUCAGCCUGGACCCAGACACAAUGAACAGCAUACUAGUGAGCAUCAACGAAUGCCUGGAGCCGCAGAACCUUCUCUGGCUAUUGAACAGCCAGGAUCCAAACUCCAAUGUCACGGAAACAAACCCAAAUCACAUGGAAGCAGGCCAGCCUUCUAUGUUUCCGUUUGUUGACCCAUUUUACAACCAAGAACUUCCACAAGAUCUGCAAGACAUUUUCUUACGUCAGGUCAAAACCGAAGACGACUCGUGAAGAACUCUGAAGACACUUAUAAGAGUAGAGAAGUGAAAAGAGCUUCUCAGUUUUCAUAAUUAAAAAAUAAGUACUAAGUCUGUACAAGUGAAGCGUAGGUUUAGAUUCAACCUGAAUGGCAUGUGCAUGUGCCAUCCCUGAGGGCUCUUUAAAUGACCCGUGGACCCUUUGAACCUGAAGGACAAAUCUAAGGAAAAGACCCAGUCUGAAAAAUGAGCUUUGUCUUUAUGUCUGUAUACAUUACAUAAAAUGGCUGCUCAGACUGUAACCUUUCUCUACUUUGAAGCGCGUGACUAGUGUCUCUUAAGUAUGAGCUUGAUGCCCUUCUGUGUGGUGAUGUAAUGCAUGUCAGGGAGAUGCACAGGACCUUAGGUAGUACGUAGUUCUUCUCUCUGAAGAAAAAAGAAAAGAAGGUUUCUGAGGAGUACUUGUCAAGUUGGUCAUUUAUGAAUUGCACAGGCUUCAUGUUUUUGUGUGUUAACCUGUCUAGAGCAGAACACAAAAUUCUCACCUUCAUCCAUAUAUAUUUAUGUAUACACAGUGUCAGGGGUGUAGAACAGUUUGGGCCCUGUACAUAAGCUGUCUCUUUGGGCCCACUUACUUUCUUGAUCCAUAUCUCUCACGCUUUAUUUCAGGCUUACAAGUGCCCUAGGUAGUCAGUCUCACAACCCCCCCACUAUAACACCCCUGUAGAGCAUGUGCAUAGCUAACAAUAGGCCUGGUUUUGGAACAUCUUUCACUUAGAAUGUCAACUAAUAGCAUUAAAUGCAAUGAUAUGAAAGUAGUUGACGUUUUAGAAUUUGGCAUUCUGUAAAAUAAAACAAUUUGUAUAUAUUGUAAAAAAAAAACAAAAAAAACACAAAGACGUAGCAGAUUGGAAACAGUAAAGAAUUGACUGGCAUCUACAUAAAUAAAUGUUUGUAAACUAUGUUGUAGUAAACCAUGACCAAAAUGCACUAUCAUGUCUUUUUGGAAAUAUUGUACGCAUCUGUGUGUCUACUAUUAAAGGCUUGAUUUAGA
Clarias gariepinus (North African catfish) is the source of this 3482-nucleotide messenger RNA. It is a transcript of the gene relb, whose product is annotated as v-rel avian reticuloendotheliosis viral oncogene homolog B. The coding region runs from base 777 to 2462 and encodes 561 amino acids. Gene Ontology annotation, biological process: inflammatory response; regulation of transcription by RNA polymerase II; canonical NF-kappaB signal transduction. The record is from RefSeq and is a predicted model, not a curated record. Gene Ontology annotation, cellular component: cytoplasm. Gene Ontology annotation, molecular function: DNA-binding transcription factor activity, RNA polymerase II-specific; RNA polymerase II cis-regulatory region sequence-specific DNA binding. NCBI's taxonomy places the organism in Eukaryota, Metazoa, Chordata, Actinopteri, Siluriformes, Clariidae. The transcript has 11 exons.